Paramormyrops kingsleyae is the source of this 5234-nucleotide messenger RNA. It is a transcript of the gene tmcc3, whose product is annotated as transmembrane and coiled-coil domain family 3. The record is from RefSeq and is a predicted model, not a curated record. NCBI's taxonomy places the organism in Eukaryota, Metazoa, Chordata, Actinopteri, Osteoglossiformes, Mormyridae. Gene Ontology annotation, cellular component: endomembrane system.
GCCAUCAGCCCCGAACUUUGGUUGUUAUUAAAGGGCCGCUGCAAUAAUGGCAUAAUAAAAAAGGUAAAAAAUAUAUCGCCCAAAAAAAACCUACAUUUGGUGACAUAUGAAGCAAUGCUUAGCAAGAACGCACUUUUUGCUGUUAUUGCUAUUGAGAAUUUUAUUUCUAUCCAUGCCACUGCUGCUUACAGGAAAAAAAUACAGUGAGUGAGAAAUAGACAGGAAUUCCCCUAUCCCAGACAACAUAGAUAUGUACAUAUAGCUUAUCUACAGCGCACACCACCCGAGACGAAGUGGAAUUGGUGCUGGCUGCCGACGUGUGUAUUAUUGUUUUAAUAGUCACUAAGUAAACAUUGCAGCAAUGAGUUGAUUAAAUGAUUUAAAGUUAGGCUACUCCCUGUGUUUUAUUAACGUAGAAAGAACGUAGAUUGUCUUCAGUUCGGUAAAAUGAAACUUUGCUGAUUGGUCGCUACAGGAAGUGCGUUAAGCACCGGAGGCAGUGUAAUUACGGGGUAAUUUAAACGCUCAGAAUCUGUGGUCGAAAUCUGACAGAUAUAAAAAACACAAUGGACAAUGCUAACAAGUAAGAAGGCAGUGAAGGCACUUGCCUUGUUUAGUAUAAAAUAUAUCCAUCUCCAUUGCAGUCUUUUUUUUUGGGGGGGGGGUUAUCUGCAGAAAAGUGCAGAAAAGCCAGGCCUAUGUCCCAGAUCUGCAUGUUGUUUUUUCAUCAUCCAGCCUGGCAAUAUAUUUGUUUUUUUUUCUUCUAAACCGACGAAGUUCUGCGAUAUGUCUACAAAGCGGCCGGUGCGGAACAUGGUUGUGCUGAGACGCCAAAUGGCCUAAUCUUCAUGUCGAGGUUAGUCCCCCGUAAGGGACGGCUCACGCCCCGCAGAGGGAGCCCAAAGGGAGGAGCGCACCGCCGGCCACGCCGCCAGCUUGCACCGUCAGGUGCCUCUGCAACUCUCUUCUGCAAUAGCUGCCUUUCGCUUCCUCUCGGGGGAAUGCGCUCCCAUAAGGAGCUAAAGGGUACACCUUCAGCUGGAAUAUCUGAAUAUUUCCAGGUAUAUUUCACAGCUAGAUCACGCCCGUUCCACGCCCAAAUAACAGCCCAGUGACUUGACCUGACUUGUUCUUCUGGUCCGGUUAUUUUGUGCCGUACUCUGCCGCCGUAGUGCUACCAAGAGCGGCUGGAAGGGAGGGUUUUCUUCGCGAUGAAGGAAAGGCUGUUUCCUUAUUCUCUGCCGGGAAACAUGCACAGCGAGCGGCGGCUGUAAAGUCGCCAUGUGCUCCGACUUGUGAGGGAGGAAGAGGAGCGGAGAUGAAGAAAAACUCGAGCGCUAUCCCGCUGAUCCAAGUCACCGAGGCGGAUCGGAGCACCGAUGGAAAUGUCCUCAGCAUCCCAGUGCCAAUACGGCGGGGGGGUUCAGAGACUAACCUGGACCUGGACUCCACCGAUGGGACGGGCCUGGGGCUGGACUUUCACAAAGGCCGUCUGGACAUUGACAACCUGCAGCAGAAGAUCCUGAAGGUGACGGAGCAGAUCAAGAUCGAACAGACGGCCCGCGAGGACAAUGUGGCCGAGUAUCUGAAGCUGAUCGGCAAUGCCGACAAGCAGCAGCUGUCGCGCAUCAAGCAGGUCUUCGAAAAGAAGAACCAGAAGUCUGCGCAGACCAUUGCUCAGCUGCAGAAGAAGCUGGAACAGUACCACAAAAAGAUGAGGGACAAUGAGGUGAAUGGCUCCUCCAAGCAUAGUGCAUCCAAGGAGUCGUCCAAAGAAACGUCUAAGGAACCGAAGGAGAUCUUCAAGGACAGCUUGAAGGACAGUCUGAAGGAUGUGAGUGGCAGUGGGAGACACCCUUCUGUGGAUAAGGUGAAGACCAUUGGCCCCGGCGUCUCGCUCUCCCCACCCUUCUUCUUCAACAAGUCGCGGGAAUUCGCCAACCUGAUCCGCAACAAGUUCGGCAGUGCGGACAACAUCGCUCACCUCAAGAGCACCAUGGACACCUCACCCUCCUUUCACCAGGAAGUCAGCGGGCGUUCUCUGAGUGGCAGCGCCACCAUCGUGGCCAAGCCCAAGUACCCCAGCGACGACGAGUGCUCCUCGGGCACGUCUGUGUCCGCUGACAGCAACGGAAACCCAACCCCUGGCCCGGAUGACUCUGGAUCACUUGAGGCCCAGAGCAAGCUGACUCUGAUCCUAGAGGAUGUGAGGGAUAUCCGUGAUGCUCAGAACAACCUAGGCAAAGGCAUGGAGAGCCUGAAGGAGCAGUUUAAGAGAGACUAUGACUAUGUCGUGCAGACACUGCAGGAGGAGCGAUACAGGUUUGAGAGGCUGGAGUGCCAGCUGAAUGACCUGACUGAACUCCACCAGCACGAAACCAGCAACCUGAAGCAGGAGCUGGCUAGCAUCGAGGAGAAGGUGGCUUACCAGGCCUACGAGAGGGCGAGGGACAUCCAGGAGGUGCUGGAGUCCUGCCAGACACGCAUCUCCAAGCUGGAGCUGCAACAGCAGCAGCAGCAGCAGACGGUGCAGCUGGAGAACGCGGACGCCAAGGUGCUGCUGGGGAAAUGCAUCAACAUCAUGCUGGCGCUGGUUACCAUGGUGCUGGUGUGCGUCUCCACCGUGGCCAAGUUCACGGCCCCCCUGACACGCAGCCGGCUGCACCUCGUGGGCACCUUCUUCGCUGUGUCGCUGCUGGCGCUCUUUUGGAAGAACUGGGAGCACUUGCAGUGUGCCUUCGAGCGCAUGCUGCUGCCCAGCUGAUCGGAGGGGCGGAGCCACCUGGGGGAAUGUCAGGGGAUUGGCCGAGAAACCAUCUCCCAUAUCGUGGGGAUUGGUCAAGAUUUUUUUCUCAUUUCCUUCACUCGAACCUUGGUCUCCUUCCCCAGAAAGAUCCAUAGUCUCUUUGGAAUUCUUUGGGCUUGUGCACCCAGCAGAACAUUCCGUGGUUUGCAGGAUGAAAAACUAGUGAUGCUCUUGUGUUUAGACGUUGACUGUUCAUUCGUUGGAUGGGAAGACUGGACUUUUCACCUCACUGUACCUGUGUGUGUAACAUAUGUCUCUCAGCCUGUCUUGCCAUACUCACUUGUGUAGAUUUCACUGUGCAGCAAACUCAUCAAUUUUAAUUUUUCAGAUCAUACACUGUUGUAUUGGAUUAAGAAGUGCAAUAUUUGUGUUUGAGUGGCAAUGGUAUAACGUGUGUGCGCAUAUGACAGUUACUUAACGUGAUUAAGAACCAUGGCGGAGAAUCCUGCCAGGGUCACAUCAGCUCUGUAUAAGAACUACAUUCCCCAAGAAACGAGGAAUACAUUUCCACACACUGCAGCAGAUGAGCACCACUGCAGCAAAUGUGCACUCAUUGCUUUUGUUGGAAGGAAAAUGAACAUUGGCCACUACUGGAGUGUAACAGAGGUUUUCAAAGGAAUUGAAGAUGGUUGACUUUCUGUGAGGGGGGUUAAAGGUCGUUGACUUUUUGUGAGGGGGUUAAAGGUCGUUGACUUUUUGUGGGCGGUGGCUGUAUGGCCUGGAUCCUGUGGAUUUAAUUUGAUACCCUUAUAUUUUAUAGGUUAACAAAUUAGUUGUGUUCCUAGAAGUUCGCACUGUUCUUAGACACAACUGAAUCCUACAUUUUUUGUUCUGCAAUGUUUCCUUCCUCACCUGUGGGUGGAAAACUUUUAACAGCUAGCUUUAGAACCUCAGUGACUUGGUGGCAUUACACUGUGUUUCCAUAGGAGGGCGCCACUGAGGUGGUCACAGCUGCUGUCGGUACCUAGGGCUCUGGUGGGGUGUCAAGGCUGACCAAACUGUCAGUUGGGGUUUAGAAUGGUUUAGAGAUUCGUCAUCAAUUUGUACAUAAAAAAAAAUUUCAAGUUGAACAUUAAAAGUUAAACACAUUGAUGCUGUUUUCAGUAUCUAUUGUGGAUAUUCUGAGAAUGUGGAUUUGUUCCAGAUUUUGGAAAACCAGUUCAGAUGUAUAUUUUUGGAAAUGUUUGUUUAGAGACUGAGCAGGACAGUGAGUCUGUGUAUAUUUAAAUAGACUUUGACCCGUAUGAUGGAGGCCUUUGAAUGUCACCAAGGUCGCAGCUGUAACGUUACCGUGACGUCAGUUUCAGAGGAUGGAAACACACUAAAUAAGUACACUAACUCUAUUGAAUUUACUGCCUAUUCUUGUUGUCGAGUCCAUCAGCCGCAGUAAAUACCAAACCGAAUCUAUUUUUAUAGGCAUGAUCCUCACGGCGUUUGAAGCUACGAAUUGCGUGGCCUUAUUGAGGCGCUGCGCCGUCACUUGGCUUCUGUCGCAUGCUGCUCGCACUCAGCUGGCUGUCCUGCGCAGGAUCCACCCGCCGGCAGUGAUGAAGCUUAUGAGCAUGCACACUUGUCCGUCGGGGUUAAAAUGAAGACAUAAAAUCGCAGCUGAAAGGGAAGCGGUGGUUUGCGUGGUUGGUAUUCCAGUCGUGCUUCAUGCUGCCACCAGAUUAACUUCGCUCCUGCUUCUCUGCCUACUUUAUCUUCAGUGUUUUAGGUCUUUAUCCCGCGUCUCUUAAAGCGGAGAAAAGAGAAACUCACCUGCAUCCUGUAGGGACAGCAGCUUAAUGCAUUGAGGAAAUUAUUGUGAGUUUCAGUCGCCUUGUCCCUACAGUUUGUCAUUUGUUUAAUUCCCCCAAAGCCAAAAGCUGUGAAUACUGUGCCCCCCCGGUGGCUGAGUGCACACCCCCCCUCCCCAUUCCACAUGCUCACCUCCAUGUCGCAUCACUGUGACCUCUUGCUCUUACUUGGCUCAAAGCAUUGUGGGAUAUUUCAGGUCAGCGACAGACCGGUCCUUAACAAGCGCCGUUCCCACUGUGCUGGGUCUCCACAACACCAUGGAGGUCCAUUGAUAGUGUUCUCCAUUGAUGGGCAGACUGGUCUGUCCUGGCCGGACUGGUAAUCUGUGACAUCAAUAGCCACAGCUUUGAUUUAGCAACCUUGUGAUGGUGUAUGACAGUAACAGCAUAUAAACAUUAGAGGAGGACUUUACACAGACUUGGGUUCACUUUUUACACCCUAUGGUUUCUUCUUUUGUAAUGUAUUUUUUAUGGUAGACAUUUGGGUCAUGUUUGGUGUGGCCCACUUAAUAUCGUUCUAUGGUAAUUUAUCACCUGAUCUUCUGGAAAAUACUUUGUAUGACACUGGAGAACCACUUGGUCGGUUUCUGAAAUACUUUUUUAAUAAAUAAAAUCUCUUUGUUUUUUAA